Pistacia vera is the source of this 1067-nucleotide messenger RNA. Its product is annotated as probable ribosome-binding factor A, chloroplastic. The record is from RefSeq and is a predicted model, not a curated record. The transcript has 4 exons. Gene Ontology annotation, biological process: rRNA processing; ribosome biogenesis. Gene Ontology annotation, molecular function: ribosomal small subunit binding. The coding region runs from base 74 to 739 and encodes 221 amino acids. Lineage: Eukaryota; Viridiplantae; Streptophyta; Magnoliopsida; Sapindales; Anacardiaceae.
UUUAUCCAAAAAUAUCGCCAGAUAUCCUUGAACAAAGACGAAGAAACAAGAAGAGAAACGAUCCACCACGGCGAUGUUGCACGUACCCUCUUUCCAGAAUCUUCAUACCCGCCAACCCUUCUUCAGUUUCCAUCAUCACCACCGUCAUGUUCUCCCCAUCACAACCUUCCAUUCCACCGCAUGGGCGCCGAAAUCAACGGUCCCGAUUCACCUCCGCAGAGGGCAUACAAUAAAGUGUAUGGCGAAUCCUCGGAGAGUGAAAAUGGUGGGGAAACAAAUAAUGAGAGAACUUUCGGACAUGCUCUUAACCGACAAAGUGUUGCAGUUUGCUGUCUUGCCCGAAGCUGCCUUAGGAGCCGACCGCUAUCUCUCUUCUCUUACAACUAUCAGUGACGUUGAAGUCUCCGCUGAUUUGCAAGUGGUUAAAGUGUAUGUAUCUGUUUUUGGAGAUGAUAGAGGGAAGGACGUUGCGAUUGCUGGGUUGAAGUCAAAAGCUAAGUAUGUUCGUAGUGAAUUGGGGAGGCGUAUGAAGUUGCGGCUAACUCCUGAGAUACGCUUUAUUGAAGAUGAAUCUUUAGAGAGAGGAAGCAGGGUCAUUGACAUAUUAGAUAGGAUUAAGGCUGAAAAAGAGGUUUCAAAAAGUCAAAAAGGGGAACAGCUUGAAUCAGCUGAUUUGCCUGAAAAUGAGAAAGAUUGGGAAGGUGAUGAUCCUGAUGAAGACAUUAUAUAUGUGGAAUAGCAGUGCGCUUAGUUCCUCAGCAUUUCAAUUGUUAGACUUACAGCAGGACUUUCCCUGUUCUCAGGGUGGUGAUACUAGCCAUAUUGCCAACAUGGACAGAAGCCUUGUCUGCUUGGCGUCAUCGAUGGAAGGAUAGAUUUUGACCAUCUCAAUUCACAAGAAGCUAAUAGAAAAAUUUUCUUGUGUAAUAUACAAGUUAUAAUCGUUUUGUUAGUUCUGAAUACUAGUGUAGGUGAAGUAUUGUGGAAAUUCAGAACACUUGAGAUAUGAUAAUUUGAAAGCGAAUGGAGCUUUCUGUGCAAAGAUUCGGCCAGAUUUUUUAAUUUAA